GGGUCAGUCAGUCGCUCCCUGUCGCUGCCGGAGCGUCUUGGUCUCAGCUUCUUCUCCUUUCCUCCGUGCGCCGAGGCGGCUGCUCGGGCUCUUUGGGGAGGGGGCGACAGAAAGAGAGAGACGGACUUAAUAAAGUUUCCUGAAACAACAACUGCUACCACCAGCGGCCCAAGGGGGGCGACCCCGUCCGUCCCCGCCCCUCUCCAGCCUGAGGGACCGUUGCAGGUGGAGCGGCGCCGGGGGGAGCCGCGCUCUGCCGCAGCCGUUGCCCGGCGAGGGGUGCCUCAGGUCUUGCCCGCUCCGGUUCCGGCCCCGGUGGUGGCGACCGCGGCUGCUGCGUGGCGGUUCCUCCUGUCAACUGCCUGCGCCCGCGCGCCGCCCGGCUGUCCGCUCCCAGCGCGGACGACCCCGUGGGCCGCCGCCGCCGCUCGGGCCAAGGCGCUUCCGCGUCCGGGCCGUCGGGGACUCUUUGGGAUCGCGUCGGGCCCGAGCGCCCGUCCCCUCGCGUGGUCCGCUGAGGCUGCGCCAGGUGGGGCCCGUUGCCGCGGCCCCGGCCGGCCUGCCUUCCGCCCGCCGCCCACCUUUGGAGUUGAUCGAGCCGCAAUGAAGAGCUUCUUACAGUGAAAGGAAAGUAGGUCGCGCCCACUGAAAAUGCCUUUAAGGGACAAAUACUGUCAGACUGACCACCAUCACCACGGAUGCUGCGAACCAGUUUAUAUCCUGGAACCUGGAGAUCCUCCUUUGUUACAGCAACCACUACAGACAUCCAAAUCUGGCAUUCAGCAAAUAAUUGAGUGCUUUCGAUCAGGAACUAAACAGCUUAAGCAUAUUUUAUUAAAAGAUGUGGACACAAUUUUUGAAUGUAAAUUAUGCCGCAGUCUCUUCAGAGGAUUACCAAAUUUAAUUACCCACAAAAAAUUCUACUGCCCACCAAGUCUCCAGAUGGAUGACAACCUUCCUGAUGUAAAUGACAAACAAAGCCAAGCCAUAAACGAUCUCCUAGAAGCCAUAUAUCCAAGUGUGGACAAGCGAGAAUAUAUUAUUAAACUAGAGCCCAUAGAAACGAAUCAAAAUGCAGUGUUUCAGUAUAUUUCAAGGACUGAUAAUCCCACUGAAGUCACAGAGUCAAGCAGUACUCCUGAACAAAUGGAGGUUCAAGUACAGGAAAGUAACACUGAACAGUCUAAAACAGCCCCGGUUCCAGAUGCUGAGGUGGAAACUAUAGAGCCCCCUCCUGUUGAGAUUGUUGAAGAUGAAGUCUCACCUCCUUCUGAUGAACAAACUCAGGAAUCACCAGCUGACUUGGAAACUUCUGAUAAUUCGGAUUUUGGUCACCAGUUGAUAUGUUGUCUUUGUAGAAAAGAAUUCAAUUCCAGACGAGGGGUUCGUCGUCACAUUCGUAAAGUACACAAGAAAAAGAUGGAAGAACUAAAAAAGUACAUUGAAACACGAAAAAAUCCAAACCAGUCCUCUAAAGGGCGUAGUAAGAAUGUUCUAGUUCCAUUAAGUAGGAGUUGUCCAGUGUGCUGUAAAUCAUUCGCUACAAAAGCCAAUGUGAGGCGGCAUUUUGAUGAAGUUCAUAGAGGACUAAGGAGGGAUUCAAUUACUCCCGAUAUAGCGACAAAGCCUGGGCAACCUUUGUUCUUGGAUUCUGUUUCUCCUAAAAAGUCUUUUAAGACUCGAAAACAGAAGUCAUCUUCAAAGGCUGAAUACAAUUUAACUGCAUGCAAAUGCCUCCUUUGCAAGAGGAAAUAUAGUUCCCAAAUAAUGCUUAAAAGACAUAUGCAAAUUGUACACAAGAUAACUCUUUCUGCAACAAACUCUAAAAGAGAGAAAGGCCCUAAUAAUACUGCCAACAGUACAGAAAUAAAAGUUAAAGUUGAACCAACAGAUUCUGUAGAAUCUUCACCCCCUUCUAUUACCCAUUCUCCGCAGAAUGAAUUAAAGGGAACAAAUCAUUCAAAUGAAAAAAAGAGCACACCGGCAGCCCAGAAAAAUAAAGUAAAACAAGACUCGGAAAGCCCUAAAUCAGCAAGUCCGUCUGCUGCAGGUGGCCAGCAAAAAACCAGGAAACCAAAACUUUCCGCUGGCUUUGACUUUAAGCAACUUUACUGUAAACUCUGUAAACGUCAGUUUACUUCCAAGCAGAACUUGACUAAACACAUUGAGUUGCACACAGAUGGAAACAACAUUUAUGUUAAGUUCUACAAGUGUCCUCUUUGCACUUACGAAACUCGGCGUAAGCGGGAUGUGAUACGACAUAUAACUGUGGUUCAUAAAAAGUCUUCCCGCUACCUUGGGAAAAUCACAGCCAGUUUAGAGAUCAGAGCUAUAAAAAAACCCAUUGAUUUUGUUCUAAAUAAAGUGGCAAAAAGAGGCCCUCCAAGGGACGAAGCAAAACAUAGUGAUUCCAAACAUGAUGGCACUUCUAACUCUCCUAGUAAAAAGUAUGAAGUUGCUGAUGUCGGUAUCGAAGUCAAAGUCACCAAAAACUUUUCUCUUCACAGAUGCAAUAAAUGUGGAAAGGCAUUUGCCAAAAAGACUUACCUUGAACAUCAUAAGAAAACUCAUAAGGCAAAUGCUUCCAAUUCACCUGAAGGAAACAAAACCAAAGGCCGAAGUACAAGAUCUAAGGCUCUUGUCUGAUAACUUCAAGUGAUGUACGAAAAGGUUUGGAGUUCAUUUUUGUGGAAAGACUUUAAAUUGGUGUUAGAACCACUAAACGUCUUCAAAUGGUACUUUAAGGAAAAAACAGAGAAUACCAUUUUCAUAAAUAGUCCACUAUAACUGCUGUUUCUGACCAAAUUAGUAAUCAUCUGACCACUGGCCUCUCAGGCCUUCGCUGCCUCGUCCAGCACUUUCAAGUCACUAUGACGUUACACAUUGUCACCACAGUCCUUUAGCUAACUACCCUUGACCUGUGCAUGUGGCCUGCCGAGUCUAACAAAAAAUUUGCCAAUUUUGUUUUCCAAACAGUUUAUUGAUUAAAGCCAUCAAGAGCCUGAAGAAAAAUAUCACCUCUGGUGAUUUUCUGUCAUAGGGAAUUUAGCUUUGUUCCACUGUAUUUGGCAGAUUUUUCAUCUGGAGUGUACAGAUAUAUAUGUAUAUAUAUAUAUUUUCUAGUUAGUAUAUGAUAAGAGCAAAAGGCAAACUAGUCUCAACAAAUUAUGAAUAUUUAGCUCACUAAAUAUUUGUAAUUAUUUUCACAUCAUUUAUUCCUAACUUAUUCUCCAGCAUUUAAAUGUUUGAAAGUUUCAUUCUAGAAAAGAUACUACAAGAAUGUACCAGUUCAUUUUCCUACGUGGAUCAUUAUAAUUUUCAUUUGUUAACAUCGGAGGUUUUUGUGAAAAUUAAACAUUCCCCCGUUUUUCUUUAAAUUUUAUACACAAGCACUUUAAUGAUAGAUGCAACUUUAAUUUUUCCAGUUACUUUUUUUUUUUUUUUAAGACCACACAUUUGCUAAUGUUAUAUGAAGGUAAUAAGUAAUUGCUGACAUUUUAUAGAUGCAGACAAUCCAUGCACAACUACUACUUAUGAUACUAGUUUCUUUCUUUAAACGUUGCUAAAAAGAUGGCGGUGGAAACACUGAUUUUUUUUUUUUUUUCUCUCCCAAGAAAAAUCUUAAAUGACCACUUUAGCUGAUAAUUGAUUCUUACUGUAAAACUUGGAGAAUAAUGAAUUCUUGUCCAUUUUUAUAAUCAAGAUUUUAGGAAAAACAGAAGUACAUCUAUCUUUAUGAAAUUUGGGGCAGGUUUUUUGUGUAUUAAUAUUUUGUACUUUUUAGGGAAUAUUUUAUUUUUUAGUAAUUUGUGUCAAAUUAUAAUUUUAAAAGAUACAACGAAAAUUAUACCAUGGUUUUAUAUAGGUUCUUACCUGUACUUAAGGAGGGACUCUGUCCAUACAUAUACUUUUGUAUAAAAUUUUAAACUGUUGAAAAUCCACAAGGUCAUAAUAAAAUGCUUCGAUAGCUAGAAAAACAUGUACCCUUCCUAGUGCUUUGCACUGAACUAUACUGUGAAAGGAAACCGGAAGGACUGUAACUGUUGCUGGAAAUGUUCUAUAUUGAAUGUACAUGCUCUUGUUGGAAAAAUGUACUAUAUGUGAUGGAAAUAAACCAGACUCGAAGUUAUUUCAGCUAAAUGUGCUCAACAAAGGUGCAUUGGUUGAAACUUCAGUGUUUUAUUAUCAAA
This is a messenger RNA of Chrysochloris asiatica (Cape golden mole), 4190 nucleotides long. RefSeq names its product zinc finger protein 800 (gene ZNF800). Bases 652 to 2646 code for a protein of 664 amino acids. The transcript has 6 exons. Lineage: Eukaryota; Metazoa; Chordata; Mammalia; Afrosoricida; Chrysochloridae. The record is from RefSeq and is a predicted model, not a curated record.